GGCCGAGGAGGAGAAAGGGGGAGAGGGAACCAAGUAAUGGCGGCCAGUUAGUGUGUGACUGAGCUAGAGGAGGAGGAGGAGGAGCAGCAGCUCCCCGCGUCCCUUCGAGCCCUUGUUCCUCGCCCGGCGGCGGCGGCGGCUGAGGCGCCGCUCCCCAAAGCAGAGGCGGCGGCGGCGGCGCCAGAGACUGAGCCUCCCUCUCCGGGGCGGCUGAGGAGGCGGCGGCGGCGGCGGGAGGGGGGCGCCAUGGUGAACACCCGAAAGAGCUCCCUGCGCCUCUCCCGCAAAGCGGCGGCGGCGGCAGGCUCCGGGCCCGGCAGCCAUUUCAUCUCGUCCAGGACCCGUUUGUCUAGGACCAGCGCUCGGGCAGCGGCGGCGGCGGCGGCAGCAGCAGCAGCGGCGGCCGCCGGUCAGGAUGAAGAGUCGGCCCGGAGAGAUGAUGGUAGUGAUGGUAGCUUGAGUGAUAGCCACAUAUCUCCUCCAGCCAAACGUACCUUGAAACAUGCAGAUUCUGUAUGCAAAGACAAAUCAAAAUCUCGCAGUACUGGGCAGCGAGAGGAAUGGAGCAUCUCAACUGGACAGUCCCGGUUAACUUCUCAAUCUGGUGCUACAUUACCAAAUGGACGUAGUUUAUCUCUCAAAAGCAAUUCUCUUCGUGGGGAGAAAAAGGUUGAUGGGGACCAUGCCUGUAUAAAUGGAGGUAGAGAAAUCAGAAAAAGUUGCCGAUCCAGAAAAAACAGAUUUGAAAGUUUGAAUCAAAGUUUACUAUUUGACCAACUGGUAAACAGCACUGCUGAAGCUGUUCUUCAGGAAAUGGACAAUAUUAACAUCAGACGGAAUAGGCGAUCAGGUGAAGUGGAACGGUUGCGCAUGUGGACAGAUACAGAAUUUGAAAACAUGGAUAUGUAUUCACGUGUCAAGAGGAGGAGGAAAUCACUGAGGAGAAAUAGCUAUGGAAUCCAGAACCACCAUGAAGUUUCCACAGAAGGGGAAGAAGAAGGUAAUGACAGAGAAUCUCAAGAAGAAGAUGGAGAUAUUGAAGUAGAGGAGGCAGAGGGAGAAGAAAAUGAUCGUCCAUAUAACCUGAGACAAAGAAAAACAGUGGAGAGAUACCAAGCGCCUCCUAUAGUGCCCGCACACCAGAAGAAAAGGGAAAAUGCAUUGUUUGACAUACAUAGAUCUCCUGCAAGAAGAAGCCAUAUCAGGAGAAAGAAGCAUGCUAUUCAUAGCAGUGAUACAACCUCUUCAGAUGAAGAACGCUUUGAAAGAAGAAAAUCUAAGAGCAUGGCAAGAGCAAGGAACAGAUGUCUGCCUAUGAACUUCAGAGCAGAAGACUUGGCCUGUGGAAUCCUGCGUGAACGAGUGAAAGUUGGUGCAAGUUUGGCUGAUGUAGAUCCUAUGAUUCUUGACAAAUCGGUGCGCUUUGAUAGCAUAGGUGGACUGAGCAAUCAUAUUCAUGCACUUAAGGAAAUGGUUAUAUUUCCUCUUCUUUAUCCUGAAAUAUUUGAAAAAUUCAAAAUUCAGCCACCAAGGGGCUGUUUGUUUUAUGGUCCUCCUGGAACAGGUAAAACCUUGGUAGCUAGAGCUCUGGCCAAUGAAUGCACACAAGGGGAGAGAAAAGUUGCUUUUUUCAUGAGGAAAGGAGCAGACUGUCUCAGCAAAUGGGUUGGUGAAUCUGAACGGCAACUUCGACUCCUCUUCGAUCAAGCAUACCUGAUGAGGCCAUCCAUAAUCUUUUUUGAUGAAAUUGAUGGAUUGGCCCCAGUCCGUUCUAGCAGGCAGGACCAGAUUCACAGCUCUAUAGUGUCUACUCUGCUUGCUCUCAUGGAUGGAUUAGACAACAGAGGAGAAAUCGUUGUCAUUGGUGCUACAAACAGACUUGAUUCUAUAGAUCCAGCACUCAGGAGACCUGGUCGUUUUGACAGGGAAUUUCUUUUUAGCCUGCCUGAUCAAAAGGCAAGAAAGCACAUAUUCCAAAUACAUACCAGGGACUGGAACCCAAAAUUGUCAGAUCAUUUUUUAGGAGAAUUAGCGGAAAAAUGUGUCGGGUAUUGUGGAGCCGACAUAAAAGCACUUUGCACUGAGGCUGCCUUGAUUGCCCUGCGACGGCGCUAUCCUCAGAUCUACGUCAGUAGCCAGAAACUGCAGCUAGACGUCUCUUCAAUAGUUCUCAGCGCACAAGAUUUUUACCAUGCAAUGCAGAAUAUUGUGCCUGCCUCUCAACGUGCCGUAAUGUCUUCAGGGCAUGCACUAUCUCCCAUCAUAAGGCCACUUUUGGAAAGAACCUUCAAUGACAUUCUGGCAAUUUUACAUAAAGUGUUUCCUCAUGCCGAGUUCAGCCAGGCUGACAAAAGAGAAGAUGCAACUAGUCUAAUUUUGGACGAUAGUGAAGAUGAGCAUGCUUCAUCAAUAUUUGAGACAAGUUGCCAGUCGGGAUCACCAAAGAAACAUUUAUCAGCUGCUGUACACAAACCUUACCUUCAUUUUACAAUGUCAGCUUACCAUCAGCCCACCUCUUACAGGCCAAGAUUACUGCUUUCUGGAGAGAGGGAUUCAGGUCAGACUUCGCACCUUGCUCCAGCACUUUUGCACUCGCUCGAAAAAAUUGCUGUGCACAGAUUAGAUCUGCCAGCACUUUAUUCAGUCAGUGCCAAAACACCUGAAGAAUCAUGCGCGCAGAUCUUUCGUGAAGCAAGAAGAACACUACCGAGUAUUGUUUACAUGCCUCAUAUUGGUGAUUGGUGGGAAGCUGUCAGUGAAACUGUGAGAGCUACUUUUCUAACUUUGCUGCAAGACAUACCAUCAUUCUCACCUAUAUUUCUACUCUCUACCUCUGAAACCAUGUAUAGUGAAUUGCCUGAAGAGGUGAAAUGUAUCUUUAAAAUCCAGUAUGAAGAGGUUUUUUAUAUUCAGAGACCUAGUGAAGAAGACAGGCGCAAAUUUUUCCAAGAGCUUGUCAUCAAUCAAGCAUCUAUGCCUCCUCCAAGAAGGAAACAAAUUGCUCUUUCUGAUAUGGAGGUGCUUCCUCUUGCACUACCAUUUUCUACUCGCCAGCUGUCAGAGGCAGAAAAGCAGCGAAUGGAGGACCAGGAAGAAAACACACUGAGAGAACUGCGAUUGUUUCUCCGGGAUGUUACCAAGAGAUUGGCCACAGACAAGCGCUUUAACAUCUUCAGCAAACCGGUGGAUAUUGAAGAGGUUUCAGAUUACCUUGAAGUUAUCAGAGAGCCGAUGGACCUGUCUACAGUAAUAAGUAAAAUUGAUAAGCACAAUUAUUUAACUGCAAAGGAUUUCCUAAUAGACAUAGAUCUCAUAUGCAGCAAUGCAUUGGAAUAUAAUCCUGACAAAGAUCCUGGGGAUAAAAUCAUUAGGCACCGAGCUUGUACUCUGAAGGACACUGCACACGCUAUCAUUGCUGCUGAGCUUGAUCCAGAGUUCAAUAAAAUGUGUGAAGAAGUAAAGGAAGCAAGAAAAAAGAGAGGCUUAUCAGUAACGGCAGACCAAAUAAAUCCUCAUGGUUCCACUGUACAGAAAACAGAAACGAGAAUUGAGGAGGCAUUCCAGAACAGGCAAAAAAAUGCAAUGUCAGUUUGGCACAACUCUGCAAAUAAAUGUGCAUUUCGAUUAAGGAGGAAAUCAAGACGACGUUCACAGUGGGGCAAAGGCAUUAUUAAGAAGAGAAAAGUGAAUAAUUUGAAGAAAGACGAAGAUGAUGCCAAGUUUGCAGAUGAUGAAAACCAAGGGGAGGACAGCAAGAUGCUGGAGAACGGGGAGCUUGAGGGAAGUACAGACUGCAUUGAAGAGAACGGAGAAGAAACGGGCGAUCUCUCUAUGACAAAUGAUGAGUCGUCUUGCGAUAUCAUGGAUAUACAUGGAGAACAGACACUGAACAAUGGGCCAGUCGGGAAAGAAAACAGUAUUCCAUCCACAGAAGAGAGCUCCAACGAGUCCCUGUUAGUAAGUAAGAAGAUUACUCUGACUGUAGAAAAGGAAUCCAAGGAGGAGCCCUUGUUCAAGGGGGACCAUUUAAACGGCCAGGCCUCUGAAGUAGCUGCUGUCCCAGGGUGUCAGUAUGGCGAAUGUGAGUCACCGAAUGCUGUUUUGCCUCCUGCCAUCCCUGACGUGUCCAUUCCCAAACAAAAUGCAACCGUCGAUCCCCAAAAGGAAAAACCCGAAGCUUCGAGCGACAGUCCCGAGGAGGAACAAUUAAAACAGUCUGGCACCGAGGUACCACAAUGCAGCAAUAAUGAGAAGAAAUCGCAAGGCCUAGAUACUGAAACUAAAGAAGCUGAAUCAUCAGAUAAAGAAGGUACAUUGAAAAAUAAGAAACCCCGCAAAGUUGCUUUGGCACAGGUUCCAGAGGAGGAGCAAUUGGAUCCCAUACCUCCUGUCAUUGUUGACCAUGACAGAUUAAUGAAUUUACUUGAUGUGUUGGUUAAAAAAAGCGAUAACCUGACUGUUGACCAGCUUGAGAGACUAUACUCCCUCCUUAAUCAAUGCAUCUAUCGGCAUCGUAAAGAUUAUGACAAGUCACAGCUUGUAGAGGAGAUGGAAAGAACGGUUCAUAUGUUCGAAACAUUCCUGUGAACUCUUCAAGAUGUGCAGGUUUUUCUUUUGAUAAGCUGCUUACAGGAGAGCAGCCUACUGAGCCAUUCGAUUUCCAGUUGCACCAAGUAUGUGCAGAGCCUUGGUCUUAACACGCUCACUCCUUGUCUCGCUUUCUGUUAUGAAUUUGGUGCUAUUGUCUCAGGUACCUGAAACCAGCCAGCCUACAAGAACCAAACGGAACUUCAUAAUAUUUGUAUCUUGAUUAUAAAUAAAGAAUAUAAUGCCACAACUUGGGAGAUUUUUGGUGCUACAGAAACUGCUCUCAUUUCUGCUGUCUACAUGCAUUGUCUUGUGAGAAGCUUCUGGCAAAAUGGAACAGGCCAACAAACUGGAUAAAGCAGAUGUAAUUGUUUUUAAGUGGGCAACUUUUAAAAGAAUUUUACUUUUCCCUUUUUCUCUGAGGUAAUGGACAGAAGCCUGUUUUUAAAGCUGGCAGUGAAAGAAAAAAUUGUGGUUAGAAAAAUGAAUUAACUUUGGUAUACAAUAAUGUGAAGAUGAGGCUCUCUGGAGCUGCCUUCAAUGUGCCUUUUUAGUCAGUUGAGGAGGAGGACAAGGCUAUUAAAAUGGUUGGGAUUGUAGCCAAUGACAGAGUUAGAAAGUUCUUUUCAAAAGCCUGUGUUCCCAAAGAACAGUUUCAGGUUCCCACACUAUCAAAAUGGCAGCCAGUAUUACAUUUUAACAUGUCUGUGUUGCUCUCUGGAAACCUAAAUUAUGGAAAUAACCAUGUUAUCUAAAAAUGGUAAGAUGCAUUUAUUCCACAUGUACAUUUGUUUAUCAAACAAAUUACACUGUGAGGCUUUCACAGUAAUUAUUCAAAGUGGCUGUAGUUUAUUUUUUUAAAGUUCCAUUUUAUUUCUUCAGAGUUCUUAAAAACAGGUUUCUUUCUUUCUAAACGUCCCUUAUUUUGGAAGGUAUAAGACUGGCUUCCGUUAUCUGGGAAUGUAACUUGCUGGGUGGCCAUAGGCAGAGAAGUGGCAGUUUUGCGCUUCAGUCCUUUAGCCUUUUUUUUAAUGAAUUACGCCAGGCUCAUUCAGUAGAAUCCAUAUGGAGCAGUAUUAAGUAGAAAGCAACUGACCGGCCUUUCAUUUUGUUUGAUUUGGACCCCUGGAUGCCCUGUAAAGACUGCAGAACUCUAGAGCUGAAUGACAUGACAACAGUUUGAAACAUUUUCUUCUUUGGCAAUUAAGAGGAGACACUCUUAGGCAUCUCGAAGUCUGUUGCAAAAGGCUCUGUGCUCCACAAGCCCCUCUCAGAUCUUUUAGAGCAACGUGGAGAAGAUCAGGUGGAUUUAUGAGCUGAUAAGAGGUAGUUAUCCAUUUAUGUAUACAUCUAUAUAAUCUGAAAGAGUGUCUUCUCCAAAAUACGAAACCCAGUAGGUUUUGCUUUAAGUAAAGAAAGACAGCCUUGGACUACUGCAGAGAUACUCAGCUACCUCAGCUUUUUGUAUUUUACUUACCACCAGUGUUUACGGAAGGCUGUAAUCCACCAUUUACGUGCCGAAGCGAAGGUACUUUGUCACUAGACCACUUCAUAGUAACAUGCUUGUGCUCUGAACCAUACUCUAGCCCUGGGCUACUGCAGUAAUCCAAAGUUUCCCCCCUCCUUCCCAGUCAGAAUGUACAUGCAAGCACCCUAAUUUUAGCCAAGCCUUCUCCAGGCCCCCUCAAACGCCACUUGUCUUCGUUCCUAAUGUGCAUUUUAGUCACACUAUUUUAAACGCGACUCCUGUAGAAGUGCUGUAUUUUUGGUGGGAAAGUGCGAUUAAAAACGAAAAGCAUCUUGAACUAGUUCUUUCAUUUUAGAAAUUUGAUUGUGGGGAACUUUUCAUCUUUUAAGUUAGUAUUUAUUGCCAUGACACCCGUCUAGGAUAUUUUUGCCGCCGUCAAAACCAUUAGCAUUUUGUAUUUUGAUGGAAAUUGUUACAAAACUUUGAGAUUUGAUGAAAUGAAAUGUAGCAGAUUUUUUGUAGUAAGUUUCUGGUAAAGCUAUUUUUUUUGCAAGUCUCAGGUUCUUGCAGCAUUUUUUAAAAAUAUUGUAGUUUAAAGGUUCUUUUGUUCAAGUAGCAGCAGCACUUGUGAAAAGAGAGACUACAUACAUUUUUAACAGGUUACUAAAUUUGUACAAGUUUAAAUCCUUUAAAUAUAGUUGUCAGAUAAUUUGAAAAGAGUAUCUUAAAUUCAGAUCCAACAUUGAAAAUGCUUCCAACUGGUCAGUUAAGGGGAAGAGAGAGAGAAAAAACUUUAGUAGUUUUGAAUGUUGAUAAGAAAGUGAGGACUGCUUCCUAAAUGUUUAGGUUUUUCGGAAGAAUUAGCUUAUAUAAAUGUGUUAGUGGGCAACAUUAAAAUUAUAUAGUCACCCUUUUUGACUCCAAAACCACACUAAAACAUGUAUUGCUUUUCUUUACUAAUAGCUUAGUGGUUGUAGAGUUAAACCUGUUAAUCUAUCCAUGUUGUCAAGUUGUUUACUCUCUAUAUUUUUGUUACUAUUAUUUUGCCACAUAAAAUUGGCAAUAAUCUGUACAAAUCAAUUCCUGUUCCUUGUUAUGAAUAUUACCAAUGAACUCCUGUGCAAAGGCCUUUUCCUAGGGCCAGAUGGAGGUUAAAUUUCUGUGGGGGUAAUGAUGGAACUGCUCUAAGAUGAACAUGGCUGUGGAGUUAAUUGUAUUUGCAAGCUUGAAUUUCACCUGUGAUUAAUUUAUGUUUUGUGUCCUUGGUAUUGUUGCUUGAGUUUUCUCAUAUGCCAAUGUAUUUAUUAUAGGGUUUUAUUUUGGUUUUGGUUUUCUAAUACCUUGUCUUUCCAUACUUUUUAAGUUGGAGGGUCAUUUCUGGCUUCGUUUGAUAUUCCGAAGGGCAGGUCUUGCAGCUGGUCAUCAAUUCUCCCUCCCUUUUUUGUGUGUAAAUUCACCUUAAGCUUGAAUCUGGGCUCCUUCUACCUGCUUCUUUUCUGUAUUGUACAUUGGUUUACUUAGGCAGUGGGGGGUGUAUUGUUGUUUGCUUUCAUUCAUGUGCGUCGGCUUUUUGAUUAAGUAAGCUUACUUCAUCAGCUAUGAUAAAUUUUGGAUUCUCUUAUAAGUUGUGUUCAGGAUUGUGUUUCACUUGAUUUUUUUUAAUUUUUUUUUUUGCAUCUUGACUUCAUUCUGCAUUAGUUAAGUAAAUUAUUAUUAUUUUUUGAACUUUUGGAUAUGUUGGACAUUUUACUGUAAUUUGUAAUAUAACUGCUGUGAAAUACUUGAAUAAAGAUGACAAGUAAAAAUUCUGA
Molecule: messenger RNA, 7866 nt
Organism: Podarcis muralis (Common wall lizard)
Lineage: Eukaryota; Metazoa; Chordata; Lepidosauria; Squamata; Lacertidae
Source: RefSeq, a predicted model, not a curated record